AGUGGAUCGGCCUCUUUUCCUGCCAGCGCACUGAUUGAAAACUACAACCAUCUCAUGACAACGAUGAAAAUAUGGCAGCUGGAACGGUAAAGACUUUCAGUCGUGUUGGGAGUCUUAUGCGGAGUAAAUCUGAGGGGACGCUGAUUGAUCUGGAUGACAGUGCCUCAGCCAGUGACAACCUGAAUGGUGGGUAUACAACACAAAUUACACAAAACUCCAAGUGGCCACUUUUACAGCCAGAAGUCGCACUUUCAUCUCAGCCAAAAAAUCCCUUUUGGGACAAACUGUCUGGAUCAAAUCCUUUCUUAGAUGACAUCGUCCACAACAGCUCCGACAACCACAGUUCCAACACAUCAAAUGUAAAACAAGACAACAAAAAACAUUUGGACGCAAAUAUCUAUGACAACAUUAGCACAUCUUCUGAUGAAGGCAAUGUGGGGAACUUUUUGGAGAACAAACACAAAGUCAGUCACAGAUCUGGGAGAUGGAGAAGUGCUUCAGACAUCCUGGAUGAUCUGGAGAGAAAAGUGCCAAAACGGGAGAAUAGUUUCAGACCACCAGGACCGGUGCUGAAUCCAGAUUUUGAGUGGCUAAAGAAUGACAGAGAGGCCUAUAAGAUGGCCUGGCUGAGCCACAGGCAGCUCACACGCUCAUGUCUGGACUUAAAUGUGAUGAGCCAGAGUCCAGGGUGGGCUCAGACCCAGGCCACUGACUUUCAGGUUAUCUGCAAGAUUGGCCACACCGGAGGCUCUGUAAAGUUACCAGACUCAAAAAUUAGCAUCCAAAUCCCAGAGGGCCAUGUUCCUCCUGGAGAAGUCCAGGAAGUUACACUGAAAGCAAUGCUAGACCCUCCUCCUGGACUCAAUAACAACUAUAUGACAACCAUGAGUCCACUUCUAGAGGUGGUCCUCAGCAACAUCAACACAAAAGAGCGUAUCUGUCUGGAGAUUAAAAUGUCUGGAGAGGUGAAGAGUGACCCCUUAAGUCAGGUGAUGACAACUGUGAGCGGGCUGGUGUCCAACAAAAGAGAGGGACCUUAUCUUAAAGUGAACGACUGUAACAUUUACAAGAACAUGAUGCAGAUGAAACUGCAGGACCUGAAGACACAUUUUUAUGUGAUUGCAGUCGCAGAAGCCUCUGCAAUCCAGUGCCCUGCCACAUCAGUGUGGGAUUACCUUGACCGCCAAAUCACAGUAGCAGUUUACGGCCCCAGGUACAUCCAUCCAUCAUUCAUGGUUGUAAUAGUGGUUUGCUGUCAUGAGGACGUUCCAUCAAAACUUCCAUUUUCAGUUAUCUGCAGAGGAAACAAAAACCUGCCUCCGCUUGUGCUGCAGCUUUGGGGAAAACAUGGGUUUAAACCAGACAAAGUGAAUGACCUGCACAUCGGAAUUAGCCUCACAGACCCGAUGUUCAGAAUCAAACCUGAGGACAAACUGAAAGAAGUGAGACAAAGUCAGCUCAAAAUAGGGACAGUUUUGCAUCUGCCAGUUGCGUUAUCUUGUCCUAGUAACGCAGUAAUGACUCCUUUUAAAUUAGAUAUACAAGUAAAGGAAUCAAACGCAACUGUUGCACAUUUCCAAGUGUCUUCCCCCCCAACAGCUCCCAUCAGAUCAGAAAAGCGAGUGCCAAGGCACACAGAGAAGAGGAUUGAAAUGGCGAGAUCCUCACCUAUUCCUGAGGAAAGUGUUCCAUAUCUCCCCAAAUUCACAGACAGACCUGUGAACCUACAGUGGUAUGGUGUAGCCCUAAAGUCAGUCCUCCGUCAGCCACGUGUAGAGUACCUUCUAGAGUAUUUCAAGGGCGACACUGUUGCUCUCCUAUCCAGAGAGAGUGUUAAAUCAGUGGGUAACUCAAAAGUAAAGGAGUGGUAUAUCGGAUUCCUCCGAGGCAGGACCGGUUUGAUUCACUGCAAAAACGUCAGAGUCAUAACUAGAGACCAAGUGAUCGACUUCACUGGCAUCCAAAUCACCACAGAGGUUCUCUUGGACAACAUGACGCUGCCCUUCAAGAAGCUUACUUACAUGUACUCCGCCAUCCAGACGCUGGUCAUCCAACACAUAAGCAGCUGGAGAGGUUUUGCUGAUGCAUUAGGGUACAGCAACCUGUCAUUAGACACCAUCACACGGAGGUACGCUGAAACUGAGGCUGACAAAGUGGCCUGCGUACUGGAAAAGCUGAAGGAAGACUGCCAUACUGGGAAGACCAGGAAAAAGUUUCUGCAUGAGCUCUUGCUGGGUCUGUUGAAGAUGGACUCUGUGAAUCCCAUGGCCCAGCUGAUUCAGAACACUGUCAUUCUGUCCACUGCUGUGGAGCUGGGAGUUCGAUGGCGGGAGCUCGCUGAGAAGAUGGGAAAACUCUCCAGUACUCAGAUAGCGGGCUAUGAGGCACCACACCGAGGGAAGAGCGGAGAAAUCUGUCCCCAGUCAAUGUGGAAGCCUGCCUAUGACUUCCUGUACUCUUGGAGUCUGCGUUAUGGAGACAGCUACAGGGACAUGAUCCAGGAUCUGCACUUGGUCCUCGACAAAAUGAAAAACCCCGUCACCAGAAGUUGGAGGCAGCUGACUGGUGCCCUCAUCACAGUGAACUGUCUCGAUGUCUUUCGAGCCUCUGCAAACCCACAUUCCUAAACCUUAUGCAAACGCACUCUGGUGGUGACAUUAACCUCCACGCACUUGGGCAAAACAGAGACAGAGAGCUUUUUGUUACACAGUUUUUUUGUUUCCAUAUUGUUUUGCUUGCUUUGAUAUCACACAAAACAACUUUAUUGAAAUUCAAUCAAGUACUUGCACUAUAUCUCUACAUUUACUGUAGUUCUCAUUUAGCGAGUGUAAAAUAUAUUUCUCACGAUGUGUGAGCUGUGAAGGUCACUAGAUCUUGAAAACAGAAGAAAAUGCAGUGUAGUUUGUUACUUUUCUCUAUAUGUCUGUGCACGUGUGAUGAAGCCUUAAAGUGAAAAUUCAUUUUGGUAGGUCAUUUUCAGUCAAAUGUUAAGAGGUCAGUAGUUCAGCUUUCUCAGGUGUCAAUAAUCUCAAUUGUUUUAUUGGCAUUUUUUUUCAUCCUUUACUCAUUUGCCUUUCAACAAUAGGCUAAUAUUAUGCAAUUUAGAUAACUCUUCAUUUUUUUAAUUAAUACAUUUACUGGUUCUGCAAAUCUUCAUUACCUAAAGAGAAGAUUUUUUAAUUAUUAUUUAUGUAUACUUAAAUCAAUAAAUAUAUACAUUUUUUAUUAGGAUCCAUGCAUCCUGUGAACAUUUGUGUCAGUGGUAUUUUAAAGUUUUAGUUUUCUGUAGUAUGUUUUUUAAGAAAUAGAAUGGAUAGCCAGCAAACCAAUAAAUGUGAACACUGUUGCUGUACUGACAAUACAUUGAUCGUUAUUGAAGUGUGUGUGCCAAAUUAAGAAUGUUGUACCAAAGUGAAAAGUUUUCUGAUGCCAGUAAACAAACCAUAAAGAUGCUACUAUACAGGGGUCAUAAACUUACGUCGUCUUAAAUAUUAAUGUAUUUGCUAUUUUUGUAAUGUAAUUUUGUGGAUAUGUACAAAGCAGAUCAUUUCACAAGGUAGAGGAUGUAAUGUUACGUAUUCAUUGUGUUGAUGUUUGUAUGAUCAUGUUUUUGUUGCCAAACAGAAACCUCAGUGUUUAGAGUGUUGCAAUAUA
Molecule: messenger RNA, 3654 nt
Organism: Micropterus dolomieu (smallmouth bass)
Lineage: Eukaryota; Metazoa; Chordata; Actinopteri; Centrarchiformes; Centrarchidae
Gene: macc1
Product: MET transcriptional regulator MACC1
Exons: 5
Coding region: 72-2627 (851 amino acids)
Cellular component (GO): cytoplasm
Molecular function (GO): protein binding
Source: RefSeq, a predicted model, not a curated record